ACAGGAAACGAGUUACAGUAAUCGACGAGAACUCACACGCUUCCCCCCCCCCCACUGGAGAGAGAGCGAGGCGCAGUCCCCUCUUCUCCCCGUCACAUGCACCAUCCGCACAGGGCUCAGUGAACCAGCGCACACCGAGGGGGGUCGCAGCGAUAGGACAGAGACCCACAAUCCGGGUUUGAAAACCGGCUGCAGAGUUCCCCCCCCCCUCCUCGCCGACGAGACUUGCCCUACUUUUCGUCGUCUUUUCGAGUUAAAAAAUGGAUUUCAUGUGGCCAUGAAGUGAAACUCCGCCAUAUUCGGCACAUCCACCACGCCCGCCGGCCGUCCUAAAAACUUCUUCGCUUCACUUCAUUUAGCACUUAAAGUGUUAUAAUAAGGGAGGCGACGCCUGAAGCCGGGCACGAUGACCCUGAUGGCGGCGGGGGCUUGCUGCCUCAGCCCGGAGGCCAAAGAGGCUCGGAGGAUCAACGACGAGAUCGAGAGGCAACUCCGCCGAGACAAGAGAGACUCGAGACGGGAAUACAAGCUCCUCUUGCUCGGGACCGGCGAGAGCGGUAAGAGCACAUUCAUCAAGCAAAUGAGGAUCAUCCACGGCCGAGGUUAUUCUGACGAGGACAAACGGGCCUUCACCAAGCUGGUGUACCAGAACAUUUUCACUGCCAUGCAGGCAAUGAUUCAGGCCAUGAAGACACUCCGGAUCCCCUACAAGUACCAAUACAACAAGGCCAACGCCAGUACUGUCAGCGACGUGAACGUGGAGACGGUGACGACGUUCACAAAAGCGUACGUGGACGCCAUCAGGAGCCUGUGGGCCGACCCGGGGAUCCAAGAAUGUUACAGUCGCAAAAGAGAAUACCAGCUCUCCGACUCGGCCAAAUACUACCUGAACGACUUGGACCGCAUCGCCGACGCCGCGUACCUGCCGUCGCAGCAGGACGUGCUGCGGGUCAGGGUACCCACCACGGGCAUCAUCGAAUACCCCUUCGACCUGGAGAACAUGGUGUUCAGGAUGGUGGACGUGGGCGGGCAGCGCUCGGAGAGGAGGAAGUGGAUCCACUGUUUUGAGAAAGUGACAUCCAUCAUGUUCCUGGUGGCGCUCAGCGAGUACGACCAAGUGCUGGUGGAGUCGGCACAUGAGAAUCGCAUGGAGGAGAGCAUGGCCUUGUUCCGGACAAUCAUCACCUACGAGUGGUUCGAAGAGUCCUCGGUCAUCUUGUUCCUCAACAAGAUUGAUUUGCUGGAGGAGAAAAUCAUGCACUCGCAUUUGGUCGACUACUUUCCGGAAUAUAACGGUCCGCAGCGGGAUGUGAAGGCGGGCCAGGAGUUCAUCCUGAACAUGUUCGUCAACCUGCACCCCAACCGCAAGAAGCUCAUCUACUAUCACUUCACCUGCGCCACUGACACGGACAACAUCCGCUUCGUCUUCCACGCCGUCAAGGACCAUAUCCUGCAAGGCAACCUUGAAGACUACAACCUGGUGUGAAGCGGAGGUAUGGCGUCGGGGGUCGGCCGUGUGGCGAGGCGUUGGGGUGGGGGGGAUGCCUGAAAGCCCUCGCUAUUUGAUCACUAUGACGCAAGAUGGCGGCAACGGAGCAACCAAUGACGGUACUACUGAUGUAUUCAAACCUUUGGUCACUAAACUGCUGCCCGAGGGGAGGAAGCGUACAGGAAUCUCACCGAUCACGCGUCAGCGGAUGACUGCGUGUGGUCACGGAGGGACUACUUUUUGCGCGGGUGCGAGUCUGUUUCACUUUGAAGUGGAAAAUCCGUGUUAUAGCUCGUGUGUACUAAAGAGAAGCCAGUAUGGAAAGCCAUUUGAGCAUUCAUUCCAUAUCCUUAAUAUCAAGUUGAUAUGAAAGGGGAAGGUCAAGUACCCCCAAAAUUAUUUUCGAUGAGUCUGACAGGGUUUUCUGAUUAAUAUUGCAUUGAUGAAAUAAGAAUAAAUGCAAUGCAUUUUCAUCUAUUAAUAGGCACAGUUAUUUUGACAUUCUACUGCAACUUGCGGUCGACAGAAAUUGACGUCAACGAGCACCCAAGUGACCAAAAAAAUUGGUUUGGUGAACUGAAAUCUUUGCGGAUGAUAAAUAUGCCAAGGCCACAGAAAUCAGGGAGGGGGCAAAUUGUUUUUCACGGCACUGUAUAUGUUAUACUGCAUAUGUGCAUAUAUAUAUCAAGGAUAGGGAAUAGAUGCUCAAACGGAUUGCCAUAAGCCAGUAGUAAUCAACACUAAUUGCACAUUUACCUUUUAGGCCUUCACGCGUUUGCACACUUGAGUAACAUGUCACCAUUUUGGAACACUUAGUUGUGAGGCGGAAUCCUGUUGUUUUGUUUUACCUUUUUAAUGUUUUUUUUUGUGGAAAUGCCGGAAAACAGUUGUAAAGUUGUGAAAAUCCAAAUAAGAAUGACAAAGUGGUAAUUUUCUGUGAAUAAGAUGGCAAGAUUUGGGGGCUCCUUUUUAAUGGGGGAAGUCCUAACUUUAACAUUGUACUAAAAAAGACUUAAAACAACAACAACAAAAAAGUACAGUACUAUUGUGAGAAAACACUGGUAACAGUUGCAAAAAGAAUGCCGUUGCAAUUUCUCGCUUACAUUUUUUUUCAUGUUUUAAGUCCUCAUGCAAAGAGAAUAGUCUAUCACAAGAUUUUUUUUUGUGAAAAAAAAGUACCAUUACUUUGUGAACUAUAUCCUUGUACACUAUUUACAACCUUAUUCUCGUAACGUUCCACUUCUUAUUUUUAUGAAAUGAUGAUUUCAUCAGCUAAUAGUUAUGACUUUCCUGUACAGUUCUACUUGUUAAAUUUCAACUUUUUUUCCCCAUCGUACAUCUCUUUCUUGUAAAAUUGGGACUUACCACUUUUAUUCGAGUGAAAUUUGCCAUUUUUCUUAAAAUAUAACGUUUAACUGUUAGCCACACCUGGGGGAAAAAAAUCAUCAUCAAUUGUAAAAUUGUGACAAUAAUAGUCAGAAUGUUUGACCCAUAAAAAAAGUUGUGACAUGAUGAAUAAAGUUAUAUUAGACAAAAAGUCAAAACUUUGUUCAUGGGCUCAUAAUUUAGUCAGAGCAGAUGAAAUUCCAUGCGAAUAAAAUUGCAAUUUGACAAAAAAAAACUGUAAUAGUCAGUGGGAAAAAAGUGGUGAAUUUUAAACAAUGAAAUAGAAAAGUUAAUAUCAAAACAUCCAUCCAUUUACGAAUCCGCUUCUCCUCACAAGGGUCGCGCCGUGUGCUGGAGCCUAUUCCAGCUGUCUUCGGGCACUAGGCGGGGAACAUCCUGAACUGGUUGGCAGCCAAUCACAGGGCACACAUAGAAAAACAACCCUCUGCACUCAUAGUCACGCCGAGUGACAAUUUAGAGUGUUCCAUUAACCUGCCAUGCAUGUUUUUGGAAUGUGGGCGGACACUGGAGUACCCAGAGGAAAUUCGCGCAGGUACGAGGAGAAAAUGCAAACUCCACACAGAAAAGGCCUGCCAUGAUGAAUCUUGUCAAUUAUGAGUUUUCCUUAAUUGUCAUUGUUCGCAUUUUUUAUGACUUUGUUUUUUUACUUAUUUUCAGUGUGUCCCUUAUAGUUCACUUUCACGCACAAUAACACAUUUCAAAGGGAAUAAUACCGGGUUACUUUUUUUUUUUUUGCAGGGUGGGGGGGGGGGGCAAAUGAUUGUAUCAAGCUGCAGUCAUGUAAUUUGUAACCUGCCAAACUGGCUUUAGAAGUGGGCCAAUAGUUUUUUUGGCAAUGCGCACUCUAAAUAUGACAUGGUAUGGCAAUCGCAUUCACAAGAAACUAAACGUCGAGAGAAAAGUGUUAAAUGUGUGUUAGAUAACCUCUCAGGCAUUAAAUGAGUCUUGAUCUCAGUUGAAGCGCUGUUUAAAUUGUUGAAGUCAAUGAAUAAAAGCCUAAUUCGAGCAGAUAGGGUUGCACCGGUGUUGACAUGACCUCUUGUCUUCUUAUUAAAAAUAAUUUCUGUCUAAUUUAUGCUUGAAUUUCACUCACUGCAAUUGAUGUUUUAUGCAGCAUCCGUGUGAGCGUCUGUGAGAUGAUUCGAAUAAAGUCAAAAUGUUGGUCGUG
Molecule: messenger RNA, 4064 nt
Organism: Hippocampus zosterae (dwarf seahorse)
Lineage: Eukaryota; Metazoa; Chordata; Actinopteri; Syngnathiformes; Syngnathidae
Product: guanine nucleotide-binding protein G(q) subunit alpha-like
Exons: 8
Coding region: 407-1486 (359 amino acids)
Biological process (GO): adenylate cyclase-modulating G protein-coupled receptor signaling pathway; phospholipase C-activating dopamine receptor signaling pathway; action potential
Cellular component (GO): heterotrimeric G-protein complex
Molecular function (GO): G protein-coupled receptor binding; GTPase activator activity; GTPase activity
Source: RefSeq, a predicted model, not a curated record